Sarcophilus harrisii (Tasmanian devil) is the source of this 3163-nucleotide messenger RNA. It is a transcript of the gene ZNF500, whose product is annotated as zinc finger protein 500. NCBI's taxonomy places the organism in Eukaryota, Metazoa, Chordata, Mammalia, Dasyuromorphia, Dasyuridae. The coding region runs from base 564 to 2036 and encodes 490 amino acids. Gene Ontology annotation, biological process: regulation of transcription by RNA polymerase II. Gene Ontology annotation, molecular function: RNA polymerase II cis-regulatory region sequence-specific DNA binding; DNA-binding transcription factor activity, RNA polymerase II-specific. The record is from RefSeq and is a predicted model, not a curated record. The transcript has 6 exons.
CGGGAGGGGAUUGAGAUUUAGGGUUUUUCUAACGCAGGUCCAUCCCCGCCCCCAAAGAUCCGGGGGGUCAGAGUUCUAUUACGUCGGAAGAACCUCUUGUAGCCGAGCCUGAGCGCCCAGUUAACAAGCGGGGAGCCUUCUCAGCGCCCGCGGAACUACAAUACCCAGAGUGCCCCGGACCACACCGAGUCGUCGCCCCUCAUUCUCUACCCUUGACACCCCGCUCGAGCCAAUCAAUCACUAUCCCGUCGUUUGGCCGGCUCGGAGACCGGGACAGGCCGGGGCGGGAGUCGGGGUUCUUCCUUUGAGGGGCGGGCCGAGUGGAGGCUCCGCGCCCUCACGCGCUCCCGCUGCGGCCGCCCGGCGAGCCCAGGAGCUCUGCCCCCCGCCCCGCCCCGCCCCGCCCCGCCCCGCUCCGCCCGGAGGCUCCCUCCCUCCUGCCCUCUCUCGGCCUGGCGACUCCCGAGCGAGUCCCAAAAAGGAAAAACGGUUCCUUUCACAAAAGGUCCUGCCAUUUCCAAAAUCGGCACAGAGCGGAUCCUCAGAGUUGUCACUUCAGGACCAUGGCUACAGCGCUUGGUCUGCAGCUUCAGUCUCACCAGGAGCAGGAAGAGAUCCUCAUUGUGAAGGUAGAAGAAGAUUUCCCUUGGCAAGAAGAACCUCCUUUGCAAAGGAAGGAUCCCAAUCCAGAGACCUUCCGUCAGCUCUUUAGGCUGUUUUGCUAUCAGGAGGUAGCUGGCCCUCGGGAAGCUCUCAGCCGACUCUGGGAGCUCUGUUGUCAGUGGCUGAGACCAGAGAUGCGUACAAAGGAGCAGAUCUUGGAACUGCUGGUGCUGGAGCAGUUCCUGACUGUAUUGCCAGGGGAGAUCCAGACAUGGGUACGGGAACAGCAGCCAGAGAGUGGUGAAGAGGCAGUGGUCCUGGUUGAGGGUUUGCAGAAAGAACCCAGGAAGCAGAGGCAAUGGGGAGUCACGCGGCAAGAGGCCAGGUUCCAAGAGGAGGGAGCACAGAAGUCCUGUCUUGGACCACAGGAACAGCCACACUAUAGAUCCAAAAAGAAUUUCCAACUGCGGCCAAAGAGAGGUUCACCUGUUUCCCGGGUUUCUGCCCUCUUCAGGGAGGAGAGCACUAGAGAACAGCAAACAGCAAGUGCAUUAAUCUCUGCCUGGUCCCAGAUGCCAGUGACAUUUGAGGACAUGGCUUUGUACCUCUCCCAGGAGGAGUUGGGGCACCUGGAACCAGUUCAGAAAGAACACUACAGGGAUGUCCUGCAGGACAAUUAUGGAUGUGAGAUCAAGAUUGAGAAAGAAGAUUCCAAGGAGGAUUCAGCCAUGAAAAUGGAAUUGUGUAGAACCUUGCCAGAGAAGUCCAGGGAACAUGGUCUUCAGGCAGCUUGUCAGGGGCAGACUUGUCUAAUUCGACCAGAAUGUCAUCAGGGCUAUCCACUGAUUGAGGGAAAGAGCCAAACUCCUGUUCAGGAAAGGAAUAUAAGUCUUCAGAGAGUCUGUAUAGUAGAGAAACCCUACAAAUGCCUUGAAUGUGGAAAAAGCUUUAACAAAAGUUCUCAUUUGAUCAAACAUCAGAGAACUCACACAGGGGAGAAACCCUAUAAGUGUCUUGUAUGUGGAAAGGGCUUUAGUGACCGUUCCAAUUUCAGUACCCACCAGAGAAUUCAUACUGGAGAAAAACCCUACAAAUGCAAUGAAUGUGGGAAAUGCUUCAGCCAGAGCUCAAGCCUUGUCAUACAUCGAAGAACUCACACUGGAGAAAGACCCUAUAAAUGUGGGGAAUGUGGGAAAAGCUUUAAUAAUAGCUCUCAUUUUAGCGCACACCGGAGAACCCACACAGGUGAGAAACCCUACACAUGCCAGAAUUGUGGGAAAAGCUUUCGUCGGGGCACUGACCUUAAUAAACAUCAGAGAACACAUACAGGAGAGAGGCCCUAUAAAUGUGAGAUAUGUGGAAAAAGUUUCACACGAAAACACCAGCUUGUAACACAUCAGGAGGUUCAUGCAGGGGAGAGUUAUGUUCACUGAAUGAGGUUUGGAGUAAUCUUCCACUCAAGCUCAGCUUUUCAGAGAUAUAAUAUACAGCCCUCCUCUUGUUUGAGGGACAUUUAUUUUCAGGAUUUUGAACUUUAUAACGAUGAUUAUAGGACUAUGCUAUUCAUUUUACAGAAUCAGAAACCAUUAACUUACAAAAAUUUGAAUACAUUAUGAGUUAUCAAAUGGUAGCUAUUACCAUGGCAUAUCACAGUCUGAUUUUAUUACAGAUUGCUAAGAAGUUUUAUGAAGGUGAAGAGAUUUCUGAUAGGGAAAAUGGCACAAAAAUAUUAUUUCCACUGACUGCAUGGUUCAGGCCUAAUCACCAUUCUGAUUCUUUCUUGUCAAUCAUUUUUAACUCAAGUCUUUUGUACUUUUUUGCCCUAAGAACGUAUCUCUGAUCUUCUGGGGGUUGUCAUUGAAAAAGAAGGGUUUGCUUUAUAGAAAUGUAUUUUGUUGCCAGUCUUGCUAAAAAUUAUCUGUUCUGUAGAAGGAUAUUUUUCAGGUGCAAAUAGCCAAUGAAGAGAUCAUUUUUACAUGCUGGCACAUUACCUAUCCAGCUUAGCAAGCCCUGAAUGUUCCUUUUUUAAUUGUUCUUGUUGAAUCUGAGAACUUGGAGUUAAAGGACCAUCUCCUCUUCCUAACUCUGGAUUUAUCUGUGAGUUUUUAGGUUGUUUAUAGCCAUCCAUUCCUGGAUCUUUCCAAAGUAAAAAAGAUCAGUCUGGAGUUUCCAAUUCAGUUCUCAAUCCUGUCUAGGCACCUAAAGUUUGUUCUCUCCUAGCUAUUUAGUAUUUAUAAUCUGGUGUAUGGCUCAUGAGGAAUAGUAGAGACGAUUUCUUCUGUUAGAUUCAAAGAGCUGGUUUCCCAGUAACAACCAAUUAAACUUGUUCUCAGUUUUUGCAGGAAAGGACUAAUUCUAGAAUAGUUCUAGCUAUUCCUCUCUUGGGGCAGCCAAGAAAAAGGCACUCAGUUUUAGUUUUUCCCAUCACCAAAUCCAUAUGUGUAUUUUUAUAUUUGACAGUAUUACCUUCAUUACCUAGCCUUGGGCUGUGGUAAGACUUUAAAACAUAUACCUAUCUCUCUUCAUUCCUUUAAUAAAGGCAAUACUUUUUUUCCCCUUG